This is a messenger RNA of Camelina sativa (false flax), 2771 nucleotides long. Lineage: Eukaryota; Viridiplantae; Streptophyta; Magnoliopsida; Brassicales; Brassicaceae. The record is from RefSeq and is a predicted model, not a curated record.
UUCUCCGAAAAGUGUAUCUCCUCCCUCUCUCUCUCUACUCCUCUAAAAAAAAAAUUAACUUGGCUAGGGUUUUCGAUUUCGUGUAUUUCAAUUCUCAAAUAACACUCGAUUCAGAAAUCCAAAAAAAUCUGGUGUGUAAACAGUCCGGUUUGAUCUUCCAUGGAUUCUCGAGAUUCUUCGUCCGCUGUAGCAUCCGAUGCCGCUAGAGAUGCGUCGUUACUCUCCGAAGACGCAGCCGUUCUCUCUGUAACCUCUACACUCGCUAAGUCCGCUCUCUCUUGCUUCCAAUCUGGAAAAUUCGAAGACUGUAUCGACAUUUUGAUUCAGCUCGAUCAGAAGCAGCAUAACGAUCCUAAGGUUCUACACAAUAUGGCAAUUGCAGAGUACUUCAAGGGUGGUUGCUCGAAAUCCAAGAAACUGUUGGAAGAGCUUAACUGUGUCAAGAAACAAAGUGAAGAACUUGCUUCUGCAGCAAGAGAACAAGUAGAAGCUGUAAACCCUGGAACUAAUGUCUCUGUGUCGAAGGAUCAAUUUGAUAGUACAGUAACAACGCUCAACAUUGCAGUUACCUGGUUUCAUAUGCAUCAGUAUACAAAAUCUUCAUCCAUUCUAGAACCUUUGUUCCAAAAUAUUGGGCGGCUAGAUGAGACAAUCGCACUUCAAAUUUGUUUUUUGUUGCUGGAUAUUGCACUGGCUAGUCAUGAUGCUGUAAAAUUUUUGGCUGUGUUUGACUAUAUGGACAAAGCUUUUGGUGUUGGUUUUGGAAGCCACGAAGAAAAUGGAAGCACAAUGCAACUUUCGUCAAAUCAGGGAUCAAAGACAUCUUCUCUCCUGAGCAGCUCGGUGGUGGCAGAUACAGUUGCUGAAAGUAGUUUGUGUGAGGAAACUCUAGAUUAUGACAAUGUGCUAGCAGCAGAAUUUGAGGCAGAGAAACGAAUGAAGUCAGUUGGUCAUAUACCAGCAAACAAUCUUCUCAAGACAUUAAGCGAAAGGUCAUUCUCCACUGCUGAUCUGAAGCUCGAGUUGCAGCUUUACAAGGUCCGGUUUUUGCUUCUUACCAGAAACUUGAAACUGGCGAAGCGUGAAGUUAAACAUGCGAUGAACAUUGCUCAAAAAAGGGACUCUUCUAUGGCUCUCCUCUUGAAAUCCCAGCUUGAGUAUGCUCAUGGGAAUCAUCAAAAGGCUAUGAAGCUUUUGGUGGUCUCUGGUAUUCACAAAGAAUCAGGGACUUCAGGAAUCUUCAACAACAACCUUGGUUGCAUAUACUAUCAGCUUGGAAAAUAUGAAGCUUCCUCUCAGUUAUUUUCAAAAGCUCUAAGGAGCUGUUCAUCACUUAGAAAUGAGAAACCAGUGAAGACGUUUUCUCUCUCACAGAAUAAGUCUUUGUUAAUCACAUACAACAUGGGUUUGCUUUAUUUGGCGCGUGGGGAGCCUCUACUUGCUGCUCAAUGCUUCCAGAAGGCUAGUGUUGUUUUCUGCAGACAACCCCUCAUUUGGCUCCGUUUAGCUGAAUGCUGUAUGAUGGCUUUACAAAGCGGGCUUUUGGAUAGGUCAGAAAUCAGAGUCAAUGUAGUUGGGAAAGGGAAGUACAGAAAACUUAUGAUUGAAGAAAAUGAACAUGUGGAACUUGAUGGCAGUGCCCAAUGCGGGAAGCUUUCAUUACCACUAGCACGGGCUUGUCUCUCAAAUGGUAUAUAUCUGCUUAAUGAGUCUCUCUUGAAUGAAUCUAAAUCAGAUCGUGAAUCGACAUUAUCCGUGGGGAUGAAUGAGACCAAAGAAGCAUCAUCUGCUGAUCAUGGGGAAGCUAACACGAACUCAGACUUGAAAGAGGCAAAAGGAGGAUUGAACCAGGACAUAAUUCAAAGCUCCCUCUCUGCUUUCAAGAAUAUUCAAAGUAGAGAAAAGCUGUUGAUUAAACAAGCUCUGCUUGCCAAUAUGGCAUACGUAGAACUGGAGUUGGAGAAUCCUAUCAAAGCCUUGGCAGCUGCUAAUUCACUCUUGCAAGUUCCUGAUUGUUCAAAGAUCUAUGUUUUCUUAGGCCAUCUUUAUGCAGCGGAGGCCCUCUGCUUGCUCAACCGUCCCGUUGAAGCUGGCGCGCACUUAUCUGCGUAUCUAGUUGGACAGGAUGAUUUUAAAUUGCCAUAUGAGCAAGAAGACUUUGACCAGUGGCGGAUGCACACAAGUUCUGAUUGUGAAGAGACGUUGGAUUCGUCAACGGGAAAUGCCCGGGAUUCAGUUUUCCUAAAGCCAGAAGAAGCUCGUGGGGCACUUUUUGCAGACCUUGCGGCGCUGCUUGCCACACAAGGACAUCAUGACCAGGCCAAAGCUAUGAUAACACACGCAUUAACUCUCAUACCAAACAAUGUACAAGCUACAGUUACAGCAGUCUACAUUGACAUGAUGUUGGGUAGGUCGCAAGAUGCCCUUACUCGGUUAAAACAGUGUACCCGUGUGAGCUUUGUUCCAGGCAGAUUGGAAGUGAGAGCCUCGUAGAAGAUUUGUACUCUAAACGGUAUGGUUUCUAUUUGAAAUUCAAGCUUUUGUACAAUUAGGUUGUUCUAUAAAUAUCAGAGAAUAAGCUUUUGUACAAUUUUUUUUUUCUUACUUUUUUUCCUUGUAUUAGUACUGUGAGAUGAUAUUUGCAUUCUUGACUUAGAUUUGGGUCGUCUAAGGGGUUAGUUGAUUUCUUGUUCAGGAACAAAACACAAGUUUUUUUGUACUUCGUUUAAAUUUUGGUUCAGAACAGACCCUCUAAUUCAGUUUACUUUAGA